GUCGCAAGUCGCGCAUAUUAUAAUGUGGCAUUGCAUGUGGUGAUGGAUGUGGCAUGGAGCCCCACAAACGUGUCCCGUCCCACACGAGCUCCCCUCCACCGCUGGUGGCCGAUUCAUCUCUUCCCCGGGUUUACCCUAUGCGGUAAUCCCGGAUCAUCAUCGUUGCGCAGGAAGUGUGUCUGUUACUUGUACAACGACUGGCAGCCUCCCUUCUUCUAUACACACAUAGACACACCGCAGCUAUGCCGCCCAUCACGCGCCCCCGUCGCAUCGUCGGCGUCUCGCUGAAAAUGUACUUCGACCUGCCCAGCACCCUAUCCUACGUCCGCGGCGUCUUGCAGCUUGACGGCGACGCCUGGAACUCGCGCAUAGAUCUCUUCGUCAUCCCCGACUUCGUCUCCCUCACCGAAUCUGCCCGCAUCCUCGAGUCUUCAUCCAUCAUGCUUGGCGCUCAAGACACCAUGUGGGAGGACAAGGGCGCAUACACCGGCGAGGUCAGCCCACUGGUGCUGCGCCAGGCAGGUGCGCGCAUAGUAGAGAUUGGACAUGCGGAGCGGAGGGCCAUAUUCGGUGAGACAGACGAGACGGUCGCGAAGAAGGCUGGUGCAGCAGCCAGGAACGGCCUCAUUCCGCUGGUGUGCAUUGGCGAGAAGACGCACCACAGCGUCGCAUCAGCAGCUGUCGGUGCAGCUAUACAAGAGUGCAAGCCCCAGGUCAUGUCAGUGCUGGCUGCGGUCCCGGACGACACUGAGGUAAUUCUGGCCUACGAGCCUGUCUGGGCCAUUGGCGCAAAAGAGCCCGCCGACCCCGACCACGUUGUCAAUGUCACGAAAGAGCUUAGGAAGCUGGCUGCUGGCAGAGUGGGCACCACAAGAAUCGUCUACGGAGGAAGUGCUGGGCCUGGCACCUUUGCAAAGAUUGCCGAAGGGGUAGAUGGCUUAUUCUUGGGUCGUUUCGCGCAUGACAUCAAGAAUCUCAAGAAGGUUAUCGAAGAAGUUGGUGGAGCUUGAGGUCGCUACGGAUGACCAUACAGCUGUUGAAGCUCUCGUUCUUUUUCGCAUUAAUCAUCCAGCGGGAUCGGAGUCGGGGAAGGGGGAUAAGGCGAAGAAGCCAGCCGGGUGAGAUUACUUAUCUUCUCAUCAUCACCAUCCAUCUCGUCAUGCGCUCAGGUAUAAAGAGAAUGACGUGCCGUUCUGGUGCCUUCUCUCAAACUGAUCCAUCUCAUGUUCUCUGAGAGCACGUGCAAUGCACCUUCCUCUUCUAUCAGCACUUCUGUUGACGUUGCAUCAUGUUGACUGGCGCGGAACACAUGUCCAUUCGCAAAGACAGUAACCAACUAAUUGCCGCUGUACGCAAUCUGCUCGACUCGAUCAUCGGUACAUUUCGCGAUCCUGGCGAACGA
Messenger RNA from Alternaria rosae, 1402 nucleotides. RefSeq names its product Triosephosphate isomerase. Gene Ontology annotation, molecular function: triose-phosphate isomerase activity. NCBI's taxonomy places the organism in Eukaryota, Fungi, Ascomycota, Dothideomycetes, Pleosporales, Pleosporaceae. Gene Ontology annotation, cellular component: cytosol. The transcript has a single exon. Gene Ontology annotation, biological process: glycolytic process; glycerol catabolic process; glyceraldehyde-3-phosphate biosynthetic process. The coding region runs from base 243 to 1010 and encodes 255 amino acids. The record is from RefSeq and is a predicted model, not a curated record.